Molecule: messenger RNA, 2220 nt
Organism: Aegilops tauschii subsp. strangulata
Lineage: Eukaryota; Viridiplantae; Streptophyta; Magnoliopsida; Poales; Poaceae
Source: RefSeq, a predicted model, not a curated record
CACCAGAGGGCCCUAAUAAAAAGUAAAAACAAACAGCACAGACUAAUCAAUCGAUCCGUCCUUCUUCCUCCUCUCUCCUCACCUGCAACCUAUCAACCGCCCUCCCAUCCCCUUCCCUUCCCCUCCAAGCAAGCUCCCCAUCGCGACCAAAACCCUAACCCUGCGAUGUCCGGCUCCGGCGGGCCCUCAGGCCGCGGCUCCGCAGGCGGCACUCGGAGCUUCGACUUCGGCACGGACGACGUGCUCUGCUCCUACGACGACUUCGCCGCCCCCUCCGAGCCCAAGCGACCCGAUCCAGUCGACAAGGAUUUUCAUGAGAGCAGAUUUGGGAGACCAUCUGUUAAAGUUUAUGAACAAGAGAGUUAUGCCAAAGAGGAUGUACUUUCUGCUGUUGAGAAAUGCAUGAAGAAAUAUGCUGAUAAUUUGCUAAGGUCUCUUGAAGGAAUCACCAGCAGGCUUUCACAACUGGAGAUUUAUUGCUAUAAGCUUGAGAGGUCCAUAGGCGAGCUUCGAGCUGAUGUGCUUCGUGAUGAAACUGAUCUAAGAUUAAAAUCUCUUGAGAAACAUCUACAUGAAGUGCACAGGUCUAUUCAAAUCCUUCGAGACAAGCAAGAGUUAGCGGAUACUCAGAAGGAGCUAGCCAAGUUUCAACUUACACACGAUGAAUCUAAAAAGAAAGAAGAUGUGCUGACGCCUUCUUUCCCUGAGCCAAAGAAGCCUGAAGAAAAGCGAGAUGCAGCAAGUCAGCAGCUGGCACUUGCUUUACCUCAUCAGGUGAACUCAUCGGCACUUGUACCUAGAGCUUCUGGACCAGUCCAACAGUACAAUGAUCAACCUGUGCAGCAGACAGCCCCUAGCUCUCUUGUACCGCAGCAGGACCGUUAUGCUGUUAGCCAAGCCAUUGUAUACUACCCACAACACCAAGCUCCAGGCAACCAGGACACACAGGGUCAGCAAGUACAACAAGAGGUGCAAUACCUGCCAUUAAGGCCUCAAGCUCAAGAUGUCCAUGCUUCAUCCCAGCCUCAGUCAGCAAAUCAAUCCCAGCCCCAGUCUUACACUCCUUACCAGCAGCAGUGGCAGCAGCAGCAGCAACCCUCUCGUUCAUCUCCUGCACCAGUGGCUCAGCAACAGCAGCCUUUCUCCCAGCCAUUUCCUCCACCUGUGCAGCAGCCCCAACUAUCUAAUGCUCACCAGUUUCCAACACAACCAGCGCAGCAGUCCCAGCUGCCUAAUGUUCAGCAGUUUCCAGCACAACCAGCGCAGCAGUCCCAGUUGUCUAAUGCUCAACAGUUCCCUCCACCACAGCUGCAACCACAGCAAUCCAACCCUCAUCUUCCUCAGACAGCACAACCACAACAUCCUCAUGUGCAAACUCAGAUGAGACCCUCCACUCCCCCACCAAACUACUCUGGUGGCUAUCCACCCCACCAGCCAUUGAACCCAUCCCCUGAAACUCUGCCUGGCAGCGCGGCUAUGCAAGGACCAUACAACACCGUUGCUCCAUCAGGUGGGAGUCAUUCGGAAGUGCAAUAUUCAUACGGUGGAGCUGGCAUCCCACCGUCUCAGCCACCACCGCAGCACAGCAUGCAAAGGCAGCAGCUUCCUCCUCCAGGCCAGGGUUCUUUUGGGCCGCCUCCAAGUAAGGGGGCCUAUCCUCCGCAGUAUGCACCACAGGGGCAUCCGCAGGGGGGUUACAACACAUCGUAUGGCGGCUACCCGCCCAAUGGUCCUUCUGCAGCCCAGGCACCACAGAUGCCUCCAGGUGGUGCUGGUGUGAGCCAUCCAGGGUCAUCGCAUCAUCACAUGAUGCGUGGCCAUCCAUAUGGAGAUAUGAUUGAGAAGGCAAACACCAUGGGAUAUCCAAGGGACCAGGUGCUGAAUGUGAUCCAGAGGAUGACCGAGAGCGGGCAGCAGAUAGAUUUCAAUGCGUUGCUCGACAGGCUGAACGAAUCAGGGUCCGGAGCACCCCCUCGUCCGUGGUGAUUUCGUCCAGGCCCUGUUUCGCUGGAAGCCGUGUGUGCCACAGGGUGGUGUCGUGAUAUCUGUCUAAAUCAAUCUAAAUAAAUAAGAUUUGAUAUGAUGCCGUCUGUUGAUUUGUCCGUACAAUGUACAUACAAACAUUGAGCUUGAAUUUCAUGUACCCCCCUGACUCGUGCACGUGCACAACUGGAUUACGGAGAUCUGUUCUGAAGCAAAUUAUUUCCAGUUAUCUUGUCA